AUGUCCUUCUCAUUUAAAUGGCCCCGUUUCUCCGAUGAGUUUCACGCACAUGCGAUCGAGCUCCUCAACACCGCUCUGAACAAGGGCACCAAACCGCCCGUCAUCGCCGAUAAGAUUGAGGUUGUCGAGCUCGAGAUGGGCACCCAGCAGCCUCCAGAGCUUGAGAUCCGGGAUAUUGGGGAUCUGACCAUGGAUCAAUUUCGUGGAAUAUUUCGCCUUACAUAUAAUGGUGAUGCCUAUAUUGUUCUUCGGACCAAGGUUCAGGCGAACCCACUCAACCACAAGCAACCUGACAUCCAUCUCAUGGGAGGAUCUCGCGGAAUGCUCGCGGCUAAGCAGCCUCUGGUUGUUCCUAUGCUUCUGCGACUGUCAAACUUCAAGCUCAGUUCUUAUGUCGUGCUGGUCGUCUCAAAACAGAAAGGCAUCACCAUUGUCUUUAAGACAGACCCCCUACAAAACGUCGACAUAAACAGCACGUUCGACUCGAUUGCGGUCAUACAAAAUUUCAUACAGCGGGAGAUAGAAGGUCAAUUACGACAAAUGUUCAGAGAAGAUUUGCCAGGCAUCAUCCAUCGCUUAAGCCAGCAAUGGAUGAAGGCAAAGGUGGAAGCGCCUUAUUUGCAUCGA
Molecule: messenger RNA, 627 nt
Organism: Punctularia strigosozonata HHB-11173 SS5
Lineage: Eukaryota; Fungi; Basidiomycota; Agaricomycetes; Corticiales; Punctulariaceae
Exons: 3
Biological process (GO): phospholipid transport; mitochondrion organization
Cellular component (GO): ERMES complex
Molecular function (GO): lipid binding
Source: RefSeq, a predicted model, not a curated record